This is a messenger RNA of Colletotrichum graminicola M1.001, 387 nucleotides long. RefSeq lists its product as uncharacterized. The annotation marks the transcript as partial. Lineage: Eukaryota; Fungi; Ascomycota; Sordariomycetes; Glomerellales; Glomerellaceae. The record is from RefSeq and is a predicted model, not a curated record. The transcript has a single exon.
AUGGCCGCCGCCCCUGCUUGCAACGUAGCAGCGGUGUGCUGUAGAUGUAGAAAGGGCGCAGCGCCCAAGACAGGAUGCAGCGUGGCAUUUCAGUGUAAAUGCGCUGAUAGCAGCGGCAGCUGCAGCAAGCGACCAGUGACGCCAGGAUCAAUCGACAAUCUCGUCGGAGCUGCUGCUACUCGACCCGGACGUCACGCUCAUGCUCUGGCGCGCGGUAUGGACCAACCUAUAGAUGCCAAAUGCGACGAGGGCGAGCACGAUGAAGAGAAUGAUGACGAUGAUGGCGAUGACAUCGUUUUGUUUGACCAUGGCUGCGGUUGCAGUGCGGGGGCUUUCCCGUCACGAUCUGACACCAGCGAGGAGGGCCUGAACGGGGAAUGGAGGUGU